AUGGGCUCUUUCAUCCAAUUCGUAGGCAUUACUGGUUUACUACUUGUAUGUUUUGUUAUUUUUACUGAACAAGCAUCAAUAUCAUCACCAUUUUUGGAUGAACAAUUAAAUUUGGACAAACGUCGUAGUGAUCCAAUUGCACGUACAUCUAUUCCUCUUUUUCGAGGAUCAAAUUUAGGUAUUUUUGUACGUAAACGUCCUUAUGGUUUCUCCUCUGAACACUCAAUGUAUCGUCGAAAAGAAGCUCGAUCAGUACUUAAUAAUGAUGACAGUAUUUUGGCUGAACUAUUAUAUAACAAUGAACAUCCUCAACGACGUUUUGACGACUAUUCUGAAAAUCCAGGACCUAUGUUUGGCCGAUAA
Messenger RNA from Adineta steineri, 363 nucleotides. NCBI's taxonomy places the organism in Eukaryota, Metazoa, Rotifera, Eurotatoria, Adinetida, Adinetidae. The record is from the annotation of a GenBank genome assembly.